GUCAAGCCGUACGCCGGCCGAGCUAAGGCAGCGGGCCCCGCGCGGCCCGGAUCCUCCGCGACCGAGACGCACAGUUGUUAGCAAGCGUGACGAGAUUCUCCGGGCCCCGUAACUCAACAUGACACCAGCUGCUUCGCAGCAGUGACGUCACCGUGGGCGCGUUCGUGCAGCAUCCUCUCAGCUCUCAGCACAUGGACCAGACCGGAACCAGCGGCGCAAGAGCGGCCCACACCCACCGAGGACUCGGAGGGACUCUCACCCCAUCAUGGCGAUCCUCCUCCUCUUCCUCCUCCUCUUGCCCGGGCCGGGGCUCUCCCUGCUCGGCUUCCGUCCGGAGGAGACCGGCCCGGAGCUGUCCGUGCACGACGGGGUUCUGAAGGCCACCGAAGGGACGCGCUUCACUUUGCGGGUCUACUACUCCAACCCCCCGCUGCACAGUAGACUCAACCGGACGCGGACCACCAGCGCGGCCCCUUGGAUCGCCUUCAUCGAGGAGCCCACCGGAACCCAGGCGCGCCCCCGACCCCGGAACGUUUGCGCGGACAAGAGCGCGCGCACGUCCGACAUCGAAGUGCUGGGCUCGUUCAAGUCCGCGUCGAGCCGCAACUCGGUCCUGGUGGAGCUGCUGGCCAAGGAGCUGCGCCGAGGGGAGAGCAUGAAGUUCUACUCGGUGUGCACCUUUGACGGGUCCAAGUGGGAGCACUACCGGACUAGAGACUUCUGGGUGGCGGUGGUUGAACGCGUGGGGGAAACUCCCGAGCUGUGGCUGCAGGUUCUGGUGUCGGUGCUUCUGCUGGCCUUGUCGGCGCUCUUCAGUGGGCUCAACCUGAGCCUACUAGCGCUGGACCCUGUGGAGCUACAAGUCCUGCAGAACAGCGGCACCGACAGGGAACAACGCUACGCCCGUAAGAUCAAAUCGGUGCGCCGCCACGGUAACUACGUUUUGUGUACACUGCUGCUGGGUACGGCACUCAUCAACGCCUCCUUGGCCGUGUGGACGUGUCGCAUCCUGGGCAUGACGUGGGUGUCCACCGCCAUCUGCGCGCUGGGCAUCUUCUUCGUGGGCGAGAUCCUGCCGCACUCGGCGGCAUCUCGCCACGGCCUGGCCAUCGCAGCGCGCAGCAUCUGGCUGACGCGCCUGCUCAUGGUGCUCUCCUUCCCCGUGUCCUACCCGCUCAGCAAGCUUCUGGAUCUCAUCCUGCACCAGGAGAUCUCCAACUUCUACACCAGAGAGAAGCUGCUGGAGAUGUUGCGCGUCACUGACCCGUACCACGACCUGCUCAAGGAGGAGUUGAACAUCAUCCAGGGGGCGCUAGAGCUGCGCAGUAAGACAGUGGAGGACGUUCUGACCCCGCUGGGCGACUGCUUCAUGUUGGCGGCCGACACCCUCCUGGACUUCAACACCAUGACGGAGGUCCUGCAGAGCGGCUACACGCGCAUCCCCGUGUACCAGGACACGCGCGCCAACAUCGUGGACGUGCUGUUCGUCAAGGACCUGGCCUUCGUGGACCCGGACGACUGCACGCCUCUGCAGACCGUCACACACUUCUACAGACGCCCGCUACACUGUGUCUUCAGUGACACUACCCUCGACGCCAUGCUCGAGGACUUCAAGAAAGGUAAAUCUCACCUGGCCAUUGUUCAGCGCGUGAACAACGAGGGCGAAGGCGACCCGUUCUACGAGGUCAUGGGCAUCGUCACGCUGGAGGACGUUAUCGAGGAAAUCAUCAAGUCUGAAAUCCUGGACGAGACGGACCUCUACACCGACAACCGCAGCAAGCGUCGCGUGUCGCACCACGACAGGAGGCACCAGGACUUCUCUAUCUUCAAAAUGGCCGACCACGAGAUGAAGGUCAAAAUUUCCCCGCAGCUCCUGCUGGCCACACACCGCUUCCUGUUCACAGAGGUGGAGCCUUUCAAGCCGGUCUACAUCUCUGAGAAGAUCCUGCUGAGGCUCAUCAAGCAUCCCAGCGUCGUCCAGGAUCUGAACUUUGACGACAAAAACAAGCACGCACCAAAGCACUUCCUGUUCCAGAGAAACAAGCCUGCAGAUUACUUCGUCCUGAUACUGCAGGGUAGAGUGGAGGUGGAGUUUGGCAAAGAGUGCCUCAAGUUUGAAAAUGGAGCUUUUUCCUAUUUUGGCAUUCCCGCCAUCAUGCCAGCAGCUUUUUUUGGGUGCUCAGACCCGAGGUCCCCGUCUCGCUCAGAGUCAGACGGGUGGUCCCCAGGCCAGCUCAACGGGGGGUCCAAUGUCUACGUGCCCGACUAUUCUGUGCGACAGCUCACGCCUGUACAGAUCCUCAAGAUCACCAGGAGCCAUUACCACAAUGCGGUUGGGGCCUCCAGGAUGGACACCUCGCCGCAGACGCCCGACCCUGACGCCCAGGUAGCGGAGCCUCUGGCGCCCGAGAACGGCACCCCCGCUGCCGGCACAGCGGGCGCCACACUGAUGCCGCCGCCUUGGGACCUGGGUCGACACCCUACGGCCAGGACCAGAGAACAACAGCAGUCUGGCAUCCCCCACACCACCUCCGUGCUCAAUCGCAGGAAUCGCAUUGUCAGAAGUAAGUCCGACGGACAGAGGAGUCCGAGGGAUUCCAUCUUCCUGCGGCUGGACGAGAUCCCGUACAGCCGAGACGACCAGCCGGACGACGCUGACCUGGCCAACGUUCCCACGGUAACAGACACGUCUCCGUUCAUCAGCAGCUUGUCUGUCAACGCCUCGGAGGACACGCUGGGAAACAAACUCCGACUCAAGCUCAGCCACAAGAAGAGACAAAAGUUACAAGAAGAUGAUAAAACAGAGGAGCCAGAAGACAAUUGGAUAAAUAAACACGAUGAAACGGAAGAAGACUCAUCUGAACACACGCUCGCUAAAAGCUAACUUGGGAACCGAGACGACCGCACAACCUUAACGACAUUGUUUACGGAAAAGACCAAGACGUCUGGUUUUAUUUAGCGACCUCCUCCAGGGGGCGCUGCUUCGACAGCAACGCGGAUGCUGGCAUACGUGAAGAAGACGUCCAACGAAUGUCAUAUCUAUUUUGUAGAUGUCAACAGGUCACGUUUUCUUGUGAUGACGCAACGCCAAAGAUGUCACCAUGCCGCAAGAAGUUAAUUUGAACUUUGAAACGAUUUUUGCUCGUGAGUGUUGCUGGCUUAUAUGACACUUUGAAUCAUAAAACACAUUUUUUGAUACUUAAUGCAUUUUAUGCUCAAGUGUAUGAGGAUGAGUAAAUAUGAAAAAAUGAAAUCUUGUUCAAUUAAUCGCUAUUAUAAUAAAACUAAAAUAUUUUUAUAAUGUAUUUUAUUUUAAUUUUGAAAAUGAUUAUUUUGAAUGUAAAUUAUAAAUUUAUUUUGAAUUAUUUUGAUAUACUCCACACAUUUGCAAUUUUGUUUUCCUGUAUUCCGGCGGCGUGGUGGACCAGCUGUAAAGUGUUGGCCUCACAGUUCUGAUGACCGUGGUUCAAAUCUCAGUCCUGCCUGUGUGGAGUUUGCGUGUUCUCCCCGCGCCUGCGUGGGUGCUCUCCAUCCACGUCCCAAAAACGUGCAACAUGAAUUGGACGCUCUAAAUUGCCCCCAAGUGUGAUUGUGAGUGCGACUGUUGUCUGGCUCCGUGUGCCCUGUGAUUGGCUGGCAACCAGUUCAGGGUGUCCCCCGCCUCCUGCCCGUAGACACCUGGGAUAGGCUGCGGCACUCCUGUGACCCUUGUGAGGAUAAGCGGCUAAGAAAAUGGAUGGUUUGAUGUAGUUAUUCCAAAAUUAACUUUACAUGCUAUAAAGAUGUCUUUUUUUUUUAUAACUACUUUAAUAUGUGUUUUCAAUUUUACUUUUUAAUAUUAUAAUUGGUUCCUCCCACAUCCCAAAAACAUGCAACAUGAAUUGGACAGUCUAAAUUGCUGGUGUGCUGGCUUUGGGCAAGAGGACCAACCCUACCAUCCUAAACUGGUCCCCAGCUAGCUGCAGGGCGCACAUAACCAUUUGGAGUCACAUUCACGGCUCAAGGUAAAUUUUUUUUUCCUGGUGCUUGGGGUUGUGGGGGUACCGAGAGAAAACCCCCACGUAUGCAGGGAGAGCUUGGAAACUCCACCCCAGCUGACUUUUGACAAAAGGUGUGGAAUAUCCUGAACUGGUCCCCAGUCAAUCACAGGGCACAUUUACACCACUGAACAAUUGAAAAUCUUCAAUGAACCUACCUUGCAUUUUUGAGGGAUGUGGGUUGAAACACACGCAGGCACAAGGAGAACAUGCAAACUCCACACAGCUGAGGCGCGACCUUUCAGAUUUGAACCCACAACUUCUGAACUGUGAGGCAGAUAUUUCAAUCAGUCA
Messenger RNA from Syngnathoides biaculeatus (alligator pipefish), 4331 nucleotides. RefSeq names its product metal transporter CNNM1-like. The transcript has 14 exons. Gene Ontology annotation, molecular function: transmembrane transporter activity. NCBI's taxonomy places the organism in Eukaryota, Metazoa, Chordata, Actinopteri, Syngnathiformes, Syngnathidae. Gene Ontology annotation, biological process: transport; magnesium ion homeostasis. Gene Ontology annotation, cellular component: plasma membrane. Bases 266 to 2884 code for a protein of 872 amino acids. The record is from RefSeq and is a predicted model, not a curated record.